Eucalyptus grandis is the source of this 1502-nucleotide messenger RNA. RefSeq names its product metal tolerance protein 9. Lineage: Eukaryota; Viridiplantae; Streptophyta; Magnoliopsida; Myrtales; Myrtaceae. Gene Ontology annotation, cellular component: membrane. The record is from RefSeq and is a predicted model, not a curated record. Gene Ontology annotation, biological process: transmembrane transport; monoatomic cation transport. Gene Ontology annotation, molecular function: monoatomic cation transmembrane transporter activity.
AUGGACGCCUUCGACCACGACUGCAGUGACUCCUCCGCUCCCUCAUGGCGUCUCAGCCCCACCAAGUUCCGCCUCCCUCCUCGCGACCACCACCACCACCACCCCAGCUCUCGCUUCUCCUGCCGCCACCUUCUCCCUGCUUCGACGUGCUGUGUCCUGUCUACAUCAUUCUCUGGCAACUUCUCUGGCGAGAGCGCCACCAUGUCUGGGAUCGACCUACUUUUACUUGGUCCGCGCUUUUGUAUGUAUGGAUGGAUGGAUGACUGGAAAGAGCGCAAGCUAGCAGAAUAUUACAAGAAACAGGAAAGCCUUUUGAAGGACAAUGAGAUAGAGGCCAUGACUGAGUCAGGGGUUCCCGGAAGCCUGACUGAGGAUGAAAUGAAGCAGCUCGCUAAGAGUGAAAGAUUUGCAAUCCAUAUUUCAAACUUGGCAAAUAUUGUGCUUUUCAUAGCAAAGGUCUACGCUUGUGUUGAGAGCCGAUCACUGGCAGUCAUUGCCUCAACAAUGGAUUCAUUCUUAGAUCUACUAUCAGGUCUUAUUUUGUGGUUCACGGCAAAUUCUAUGAGGAACCCAAAUUAUUACCAUUACCCCAUUGGUAAGAAGCGGAUGCAACCAGUGGGUAUUAUUAUCUUUGCCUCCGUGAUGGCAACUCUUGGCUUACAAAUCCUGUUGGAGUCUGUUCGAGAUCUCAUCUCCCAGUCACAACCAAAAACUGAUCGAGAGAAGGAGAUGUGGAUGAUUGGAAUUAUGGUUUCUGUUACAGCAGUGAAGUUUGCCCUUAUGGUUUAUUGUCGAAGAUUCAAGAAUGAAAUUGUCAGAGCAUAUGCUCAAGAUCAUCUUUUUGAUGUUAUAACUAAUUCUGUCGGUUUGGUGGCGGCUGUCCUAUCUAUCCGCUACUAUUGGUGGAUAGAUCCAGUUGGAGCUAUAAUAAUAGCAUUAUAUACCAUGACCACGUGGGCAAGAACGGUGAUUGAGAAUGUACGGGCGCUUGUUGGAAGAGCGGCCCCACCUGAAUUUAUAGCAAAGUUGACAUAUCUCAUUUGGAACCACUGUGAAGAGAUCAAGCACAUUGACACGGUGAGAGCUUACUCUAUUGGUUCUCUUUACUUCGCGGAGGUCGACAUAGUAUUGCCUGAAGACAUGCACUUGAAAAAAGCCCACAAUAUCGGGGAAACACUUCAGGAGAAGCUUGAGCGAUUGCCCAAAGUUGAGCGAGCUUUCGUCCAUGUUGAUUUUGAGUUUACUCACAGGCCAGAGCACGAGAAUAAAGUAAGAGGUUGAUGAUCAUAUGUGACCAUUUAGAUUUGGGUCGCAACUCCCUUUUCUUAUUCCGUUUAUAAUACUGCUUCUACUUGCAUUGGAAGGACAAGCCCAUGCAAAAGCAUCUUAUACCGACUGACAUGUACUGAAGAUCGAUGUUUGGUUAAAAGAAUGUUGAGAAUUACUUGUGAAAUAAUGCGCUAUCACUUUCUUCUUUCAUUGUGAUGACUGAACUACCUUCA